Mya arenaria is the source of this 3269-nucleotide messenger RNA. RefSeq names its product ATP-binding cassette sub-family D member 3-like. The transcript has 26 exons. Gene Ontology annotation, molecular function: ATP binding; long-chain fatty acid transmembrane transporter activity; ATP hydrolysis activity. The coding region runs from base 13 to 2250 and encodes 745 amino acids. Gene Ontology annotation, biological process: fatty acid beta-oxidation; long-chain fatty acid import into peroxisome; peroxisome organization. NCBI's taxonomy places the organism in Eukaryota, Metazoa, Mollusca, Bivalvia, Myida, Myidae. The record is from RefSeq and is a predicted model, not a curated record. Gene Ontology annotation, cellular component: peroxisomal membrane.
UGCACACAUUUCAUGAACAAGGCGUACAUUCGGGGAAGAUACGUCAAGGUAUCAUUAGUUCGAUCACAAAGGUCUGAAGACACUCGGACUCCAGUGCUACAAGGCCCGACACUUUCUCGUGAAGUCUGGCUGUCUCAAAGACCAUUGCAACCAGCCACAACACGUCAGACAGUUGUCAAUCUGUACGGAAGUCAUUACCAAAUUACAGGACAUGAGGUCCUGCAAUACAGUCUGCAUUGCAGGACAGGACCAGAUUUUGUAGGACUGGACAAAAUGGGGGUGAUGAGUAAACUAACACCCCGAAAUAUGGCUUUGCCAACGGCUGUGGCCGUUGGUUUGUAUGUAGUUUACAGAAACAGAGUUACCAAGAAACAGCUGCGGACAGAAAAAGAAAUCAAAGUAGUUGUGCAUGAGAAGACAGGAAAGAAAGCUGAAAAGGCAGCUGUGGAUAUGGUGUUUGUGCGCCGAAUGGUGAAGAUUUUGAAAAUCCUACUGCCAUCUUGGUUAAGUCCAGAGGUAGGGUACCUUGCAUUGGUGGCAGCUGCCUUGAUUUCUCGUACUUAUGCUGAUGUCUGGAUGAUCCAGAAUGGAACAGCUAUUGAAAGUGCUAUUAUUGGCAGAAACAUGGCACUGUUUAAGAAGCACCUUUUCAAGUUUAUGUGGGCAAUGCCUGUGAUAUCAGUGGUGAACAAUCUACUCAAGUAUGGGUUGAAUGAACUAAAGCUGAGAUUUCGAACCAGACUGUCACGACACCUGUAUGACAAAUACCUCCAGGGAUUCACGUACUACAAGAUGAGUAACCUUGACAACCGGAUCUCCAAUGCUGACCAGCUGUUGACUGUUGAUGUUGACCGCUUCUGUGAGUCUGUCGCAGAACUCUACUCCAAUCUCAGCAAACCAAUACUGGAUGUUGUCAUAUACACAGUCAAACUGACAGAAGGCAUAGGUGCACAGGGUCCCAGUGUUAUGCUGCUGUACUUGGCCUUCUCAGGGAUGGUUUUAACAAGAUUGCGUCGUCCGAUUGGUCGACUAACAGUCCAAGAGCAGAAGCUGGAAGGAGAGUAUCGCUAUGUCAAUUCCCGCAUUAUUACAAACAGCGAGGAAGUCGCCUUCUACCAGGGCAACAGGAAGGAAAAGGACAUCAUUCUCAAAACUUUCCAGAAAUUGGUGAACCACAUGAGAUAUUUCAUAUCUUUCCGACUUCAGAUGGGGCUGGUGGACAACAUUAUUGCUAAAUACUUUGCGACUGUGAUAGGUUACCUUGUUGUAAGUCGACCGUUCCUGAACCUCGCCAAUCCUAAAUAUGAAGAGAGUUCUCAUAGUCAGCGUCUCGAGGACUACUACAAGAGUGGGCGUAUGUUGGUGAGGAUGGCGGAGGCUAUUGGGCGUAUUGUGCUGGCAGGCAGGGAGAUGACCAGACUGGCAGGUUUCACAGCAAGAAUCACGGAGCUGAUGACCGUAUUGGAUGAUCUCAACAACGGGAAAUAUGAGCGGACAAUGGUCACCAACAGGAAUCAUGAAGAUUCAGAGCGUCCCCAUGUGGACUUCAAGCCGGGAAGUGGGAAGCUGGUCUUCCAGGAUCACCUUAUCAGGUUUGACAAAGUGCCUUUGGUGACCCCAAAUGGAGACGUUCUUGUCAAGGAGCUUAAUUUUGAGGUGAAGUCUGGCGUGAAUGUGCUGGUGUGUGGACCAAAUGGCUCAGGAAAGAGCUCACUUUUCAGAAUACUUGGAGAGUUAUGGCCCCUGUUUGGUGGAACUCUUACGAAGCCUGAGAAAGGAAACCUAUUCUAUGUACCCCAGCGCCCAUAUAUGACGGUGGGCACCCUACGAGACCAGGUGAUAUACCCGGACAGCCCGGAUGACCAGGCACGACGGGGCACGAAGGAUGCGGAUCUGGAGGAGAUCCUCCGCAAGGUGCAGCUGGCAUACAUUCUAGAGCGUGAGAAGGGCUGGGAGUCUGUGCAGGACUGGAUGGACGUCCUCAGUGGAGGCGAGAAACAGAGAAUUGCGAUGGCGAGACUGUUUUACCACAAGCCCCAGUUUGCAAUUCUGGAUGAGUGUACGAGCGCGGUGAGUAUGGAUGUGGAGGGUUAUAUCUACCAGCACAGUAAGGAACUCGGCAUCACCCUCUUCACCGUCUCCCACAGGAAGUCGCUAUGGAAACACCAUAAGUAUUACCUGAUGUUGGAUGGCCGAGGAAACUAUGAGUUUAAACCAAUCACAGAAGAAACGUCCGAGUUUGGAUCUUAACAAAAACUGUGUGUAGUACUGAACAAAAAAUAAUUACAUUGAAUGUAUACGGACAUUUUCCGUGCAAAGAUUUCUUUUUAUCGAUUAAUUUGGAGAAUCAACACACCUUUAAAACAACACAUUUUCUUGUGGAUGAAAAUUGUUGUAAACACUGUUUCAUAAAAUAAUUUACCAAUAAAUUUGAAACAUGAUGUAUUUGAUUUCACUUAGUUAUAAAGUUUACUUAGUUGAAGAAAUUCUUGAGUCAGGACUGAGAAAGCUUGAAUAAUGUACAUGUAUGGAAAUCAUUGAUGUCAUAUGUUGUUUUCACGCAUUGAAUCAUUACAAACUACCGGGUAUGUCAAUACAUGUUUAAUUGCAGGGACUUCCUGUGAACUGUUGGCAUUAGAUAGCUGUCGUCUGUACUAGUUCUGUUAGCAUAAUGUCUAUGGUUGUACUUUCUGCUAUUUAUUUUUAUACUUGAUUUUGUAUUUGAUCAUGUGUUUAUGUAUGUGUCGUAGGCAUUUUAGUGUAUAUAUUCACUCCCACAGUUUUAUAAAUACUAUUACUUAUUAAAACUCUUGUUUUUCAAACCAAGGUGAUACAUAGUAAAAAAGUUUUCAUGAUUGGGUAAUACAUGUUUGAGGAUUUAUUACAUGUAGAUAUUUAUCAUUGUACUGUUAUGGUCUUCUUGAUUGUACUAGCAUUGUUCUUUCUUUAUAUGAUAUUGGAUAUACAUACAAUAGAAGAAACUCCGAAAAAAAAGUAAAGUGCAUUCAAAUGUACUUCAAUAUAAAGUUUUAAAGAUGAAUUAAACAGUUGUUCUGUUUUGAUUCGACAGUGUUGGUGAUUUUUAACAAUAACUCUGAUAUAUUGAUUUGUGGGGACUGUUUUUGUCAGUACAGGUGUACCUGUUUGUGGGACGUUGUUAUAAAGCAUUUGUCCAACUGAUCAUGACGAUCCAGUGAAAAUGUACAUUAUUAUUUGAUAUUAUUGUAAACUUCUUAACAUAAAUCCGCAAAAUAAAACAUUCGAACUCA